Messenger RNA from Tachysurus fulvidraco (yellow catfish), 1171 nucleotides. RefSeq names its product heat shock factor protein 5-like. The record is from RefSeq and is a predicted model, not a curated record. The coding region runs from base 96 to 1100 and encodes 334 amino acids. Gene Ontology annotation, molecular function: DNA-binding transcription factor activity; sequence-specific DNA binding. Gene Ontology annotation, biological process: regulation of DNA-templated transcription. NCBI's taxonomy places the organism in Eukaryota, Metazoa, Chordata, Actinopteri, Siluriformes, Bagridae. The transcript has 6 exons.
GAAUUACGGCGCCUCCACUUUUUUAUUAUUCCAGUUUAGACUCCAGAAGUCUGCGAGUGCUUAAUGGUUUCCAAAUAGUUUAAACUCCUCUGAUCAUGAGUGAAAACGUUGAUUCAACAGAAGGAGCCGAGAUAUCAGCUGGGUCGGAAGUCCGGAUCAACCGAAGAAACUUUCCCACCAACUUGUGGCAUUUGGUGAAUGAUCCUCAGAUUUGUUCAAUCUGCUGGGAUGACAGUGGAGAAGGAAUCCUGAUCUGUCCGGACGCCUUCAAAGCUGAAGUGUUAUCUACAGUCAAAAAUCAGAUGAACAAGUACUUCAAAACAACAAAUUUCAUCAGUUUUGUUCGCCAGCUGAACCUGUACGGCUUCAGAAAAGUUUGCCCAGACUAUGAGAUCUCACUGAAGCAAGUCAGCCUCAUACAGCACUUUUUCAACCCGAACUUCAAACGGGCAAACCCAGAGCUUCUGGUCAACCUAAAGCGGCUCACACCUGCCAACAAGGCAAAGCUUGCCUCUGGGCAACAAGUGUCCAGACAGUCAAGACCUUUCCAUCAGAUGCUGAAUUCACCUGAGAACUCUGCUGUGGUCGGCACAGAUUUAUCUGAGCAUCAAGGAACUACUGAUCACAUGUACUCUCAGCAGGUUAAGGGGUCUGAUACAAAACCCCAAACCUCCCAGGUAUUUGUAGCAGGUCAUGAUGAUUCAAGCUCUGAGUUCUGUCACUUCCAGAUGGAUUUCCCAUGUGUAGAUCCAUCCAGUCCAAUGCAAAAGGUCUCAUAUUGUUCAGUUCCUGAUGGGAAUUUCAGUGCAUAUUCCUCACCAUGCAGCUUUUCCGCACCAGUGAAUCAUUGCGGUAUCCCAGACUUCUUGGAUUCCAAAAUGCCCUGCUCCCAACAAGAUGUUGCCUCCACUCAUUGUGGCUAUUAUACUGACUACUCAUUUAGCCACCUCCAGUACACUGACCAGGAUCCAAGCUGGCAAUCAGCUGAUGCUCCAGAUCCCAGGAAGAGUCACAUGAACAAGGGCACUGUAUUUAAUGCAGAAGAUGAAAUGCAGGUUGCUGGUUUCUUCACUUUGCCCACCAAUGACCUGUCAUUGUGAAGACAGUAAAUGAUCAAAGACACCUUUUUAUUUCCUGAAUCAUUUAUUUAAUAAAAAAGACAUGAAACAUG